Cylas formicarius (sweet potato weevil) is the source of this 2097-nucleotide messenger RNA. It is a transcript of the gene Rac1, whose product is annotated as ras-related protein Rac1. Lineage: Eukaryota; Metazoa; Arthropoda; Insecta; Coleoptera; Brentidae. The transcript is spliced from 4 exons. Gene Ontology annotation, cellular component: cell cortex; cytoskeleton; cell projection. The coding region runs from base 303 to 881 and encodes 192 amino acids. The record is from RefSeq and is a predicted model, not a curated record. Gene Ontology annotation, biological process: regulation of actin cytoskeleton organization; motor neuron axon guidance; small GTPase-mediated signal transduction. Gene Ontology annotation, molecular function: GTPase activity; GTP binding; protein kinase binding.
UCUGUCAAUCGCCCUGUCAUCUCCGUAUUUAUUCAGUGUUGCGGGUGGUCGCGAAAACCUAUUUAAAGCCGUAAUAACGGGUAGGUUCGGCUCGUGCGAUUUGUCGAUUGGGAAUAAAACGAUCUCGAAAUAGAAGAUUGGUGCGUUUGUUAGCGGUUUACGCGUGCGAAACAGUCCAAGGUCCCGGGUCUAGUUCGGCCUUGCGUCUGACACAUCCACACACACACACCCAAGAUUGUUAAAAAGUUGUGUUUUUUAAUAACCGUGUUUAGAGAUAAUUCGGUCGCGGGUAUCGAGUGAAAAUGCAGGCCAUCAAGUGCGUGGUCGUCGGGGACGGAGCUGUCGGUAAAACAUGCCUGCUGAUAAGCUACACGACGAACGCGUUUCCAGGAGAGUAUAUACCUACCGUGUUCGACAACUAUUCAGCGAACGUGAUGGUCGACGGAAAACCCAUAAACCUGGGACUCUGGGAUACGGCCGGCCAAGAAGACUACGACCGAUUGCGGCCCCUGUCCUACCCGCAGACUGACGUGUUUCUUAUCUGCUUCUCGCUGGUGAAUCCCGCGUCGUUUGAAAAUGUCAGGGCCAAGUGGUACCCCGAGGUGAGACACCACUGUCCAAACACGCCCAUAAUCUUGGUCGGCACCAAACUGGACCUAAGAGAUGACCGGACGACCAUAGAAAAGUUGAAAGACAAAAAACUGGCACCCAUUACUUAUCCCCAGGGUUUAGCGAUGGCAAAGGAGAUCAGCGCGGUGAAAUACCUCGAGUGCUCAGCGUUAACGCAAAAGGGGCUCAAAACCGUGUUCGACGAAGCGAUCAGGGCGGUGCUCUGUCCUGUAAUGCCCGUCAAACCCAAGCGUAAAUGUGUAAUUUUGUAAUUUUAGGCGGAGGGGGGGCAAAAAAUCAGUGUUACGUAAAAUAAUGAUUGUUUCGAGGUUGUUGCGUUGCCGAUCCGGGCCGCGCACGAAGUCUCCCUUCUGAAAGAUGGCCGCCAAGUUGCUAGUACUUAUACAUAAAACGAUUCGAGCCAGUUCACGGGAGGGUUUGUUUGCGGUUUUUGGGGGGGGCGGAAAGCACAAUCCUUAGGGUAAGUUUGUCAGUUUAAUCGGCGACUCGGGGGCCCCGCCGUCAAACCGUGGCGUUUCCUAUAGAGUAAUCGCCUUUCACUUUUGUUAUCGUUGAAAAAAGUUAGGUUAUAGGUGUUUUUCCGCUGGGGACGGCUAGGGCCCCCUGGGGGAUAUAGGCCAAAAUGUGCAUAAAUGUGAUUUCGUCAUAAAUUGACGCUCAUACAAUUAUUAUUAUUAUAAUUAUACAAAUAUUUUUUUUUUGAUGAAUUUUUUUUCUCGAGAUAGUUGUGCUUUUUUAAAUUUUAAUAUUAUUGUAUAUUUUGCAUUUAAACAUUUUAAUUGAUCGUGAAGUGUCGACAGGAUCGGUCGGAACGCGUAAAGAAAGGAAGAAAUAGAAUUGACAAAUUUAAAAUGCGAUACCACGAAAGCGGAAAGAGGCCCGCUUCUAGUCGAUCAAACAAAUAUUUCUUCAGCGCAUAUCUGCGUCUUCUUGGAGGUGGAAUUCUUUUUUUUUUGCCGUUCCGAUCGACUUCGUGUUGACGACGGGGACCGUUAUAACGCGAAUUUUGUCGAUCUGUCAACUUGCCGUUUCGUAAAAAAUAUCAGUAAUAAUAAUUAGAAUCUAAAGUGCGUGCUCGCGCGAAGACGCGGCAACGUUGUAGAUUAGCCAUUUCGACAUUCGGCGUCGUUCAUUUACAGCGAGGGCCCGAUUAUCCGGACGGCUCGGACUAUCGGGCGUUUAAUGUACGAUUUAGUGUUAGAUCGCGAGGGUGCAAUAGUGCGCCGCUGCCGCCAGCGGCGCGACGCUUUCGAAUUCUCGUUAAAAAAAAAUUUUUUUUAGAAGCUAAUCAAUGUAACAAAGUUUUGAAUAACGCAUAACGUCAAUGAGUGUGUAACCGGGACUACUUUGUAAAUAUAUAUAAAGAUGAAGAUAUAAUACCAAAACGUUUAUAGAAUAAAAAUUUUGGAACAUUAUUCUAUGUUAUUACUAGAAAAAAAAAUUCUUCUCUUCCCAAUUUUUACAGUG